Exophiala mesophila is the source of this 2056-nucleotide messenger RNA. RefSeq lists its product as uncharacterized. Gene Ontology annotation, molecular function: tripeptidyl-peptidase activity; serine-type endopeptidase activity. Bases 127 to 1995 code for a protein of 622 amino acids. Gene Ontology annotation, biological process: proteolysis. The transcript has 3 exons. The record is from RefSeq and is a predicted model, not a curated record. NCBI's taxonomy places the organism in Eukaryota, Fungi, Ascomycota, Eurotiomycetes, Chaetothyriales, Herpotrichiellaceae.
ACAGAUUGGUUUGAAAGUCUCCCACGACACUUUAUCACCUCUAAUAUCAGCCAGAGUCCUGCCUUCUGCCUUUACUUUCUAGCCUCUUGUUCAAUUGUCCAAUUCGGGCAAGCCAUCUUCAGCACGAUGGUUUUUCGCCUCCAGCGAGCCCUGCUAUCCCUAGUGCUCUUCUCCUUUCCUUGCCUGCAAUCAGUGUCCGCUAACCCCGUAAGACCUCGGACCGAUUAUGCUGUGAAAGACUUUCAUCCAGUGCCUCCAGCAUGGAGCAACCUUGGAAGUCCUUCAAGCGACCACAUGAUUAGUCUAUCAUUGGGCCUGACUCAAAGUAGAUUCGAGGAACUCGAAAAACAUCUCUACGAGGUGUCGGACCCAUUUCACGCCAGAUAUGGCCAACACCUUACGGCCAAGCAGGUUCAUGACCUGGUCAAGCCCUCAGAAGAAGCCACGCAUGAGAUCCACAAAUGGCUGCAUAGCCAUGGCAUCGAGCCGGAUCAAUUGAAGUACAGCCCAGCCAAAGACUGGAUUUCGAUCACGCUGCCACUGUCCAAAGUGGAAGAAUUGCUCGACACCAAGUAUUUCGUCUACCAACAUAACGUAGACGGCUCAAUAUUGAUUCGAACUGAGGGCUACUCGCUCCCCCGAUAUCUUCACAAACAUGUCAGUACUAUCCAGCCGACAAACUCUUGGGCCAGACUAGGAGGACACCAAAAGCGCAACCAAAUUCAAAAGCGAUCAAAGCACGUCUUGGUGGAUGCAGAGGACUGGACCACAGCACCAGUUUUGCCUCUACCGGACAAUGCUACAGUGGCAACGGCAUGCAACUUCACCAGUGUGACACCAGAUUGCCUCAGAACGCUCUAUGGAACACUUGAUUAUGAGGUGAAAUCAGCCGGUGUUAACAAAAUGGCUCACACCAAUUAUCUGGACGAAGCCACAAAUCGAUCAGACAUCAGCAUCUUCCUUGGUCUCUAUCGACCCGAAGCGCAGGCGUACGCGUAUGAGUUUGAAGCUAUAUCAAUCGAUGGCGGAGUGCUCGACAAUGGCACCAACGUCGCGGAUGAAAUGCUGGACCUCGAAGCCAAUCUUGAUGCCGAGUAUAUGAUCGGUAUUGGAUAUCCCACACCACUUAUUGCUUACCAUACUGGCGGGCGGAAUCCCAGUUUCGUGCCUGACCUAGCAACUCCGGACAACAGUGAUGAGCCGUUCCUCGAAUGGGCCAACUGGGUUCUCGAACAGGAUGAUCUUCCUCAAGUCAUUUCGACGUCAUAUGGCGAUGAUGAACAAACUGUCAGUCGAGCCUAUGCUCAAGCGACCUGCAACCAAUUUGCUCAAUUGGGCGCCAGAGGCGUGACGUUGUUCUUUGCAAGUGGAGAUAGCGGCGUGGGCGAUGAUGAUCUUUGCUAUUCAAACAAAGACAACACGACUUAUCAGUUCUUGCCCUCUUUCCCCGCGAGUUGUCCUUAUGUGACUGUCGUGGGCGCUACGAGGGGAUAUCCUGAGUCUGCUGCUUGGAGAUUACUUCACUCUGGAGGCGUUUUCACUAGUGGUGCAGGAUUUAGCAAAUAUUUUGACCGGCCUGAGUAUCAAGCCAAGGCGGUGUCGUCUUAUGUGAAGGGUCUUGACGGAUUGUAUGAUGGGUUAUACAAUCCUGGUGGCCGUGCCUAUCCUGAUCUUUCUUGCAUCGGUCAAGUCUUUCCUACCAUUUGGAACGGCAGUACUCAUGGACUGGUCGGCACGUCUGGCUCAUCUCCAAUCUGUGCUGCGGUGUUUGCUCUUCUGAACGAUGCCUUGAUCACCGAGGGGCGACCUCCAGUUGGAUUCCUCAACCCUUGGUUGUAUGCACAGGGACACAAGCUGUUCACUGAUGUGACCAACGGGAGCUCAUCCGGGUGUAAUACAACGGGAUUCCCUGCAACUCCAGGUUGGGAUGCAGUGACAGGAUGGGGGACUCCUUAUUUGCCUAAAUUGUUAAAGGCUUUUGGAUUAUUGGGUUGAUGGGUUGGUGUUGUUGGGGAGACGAGGUGACCGAUGGACUCAUGAUGAUGUUAUAAGCCCA